Physcomitrium patens is the source of this 4412-nucleotide messenger RNA. Its product is annotated as cytokinin dehydrogenase 9. Gene Ontology annotation, biological process: cytokinin metabolic process. Lineage: Eukaryota; Viridiplantae; Streptophyta; Bryopsida; Funariales; Funariaceae. The record is from RefSeq and is a predicted model, not a curated record. Gene Ontology annotation, molecular function: cytokinin dehydrogenase activity; FAD binding.
ACGACGAUGACUGUGUGCAUGACGGAGUGAGUGAGUGUGGGUGUGUGUAUGCACAAAGUUGGAGCACGUUGGAAUGGUCGUCACCCAUAAACGCCGCUGUAAAUUGAAACGACAUUUAGUGAAAGCGGGGAAGAUGGGGGUGGGGAUGGACUGGGUCGUAUAGCCUUGGGAGAAACGCCGUGGGCUCAGUCGACACCGCAAACGGUUUUAAAGAUCGGCGAGGGUAGAUUCAGUUCCAGCAGUUGGGGCAGGCAGGGGCCCUGCACACGAAGAAGAUCACAAGUGGGUGUGCCGGGGAUGCUGGCUGGAUAACUGGCUGUCUGGCUAUCUGGCUGAUUAGAAAGAGUGGACACGCACAGACAGUCACACAGCUACACACACACACACAAGUUGAGCGAGAGAGUGAGAGAGAGAGAGAUCGAUAGAGAGAGAGACAGAGAGAGAGAAAAGCUUCGGUGGGUUUGUUCAUCUCGAAGACUGAUUCGAAAACCUUCUGCAGACUUUCGGCGUGAGCUUUCGAGAGUGUUCAUUUGGUUUUUUUUAUGUUUGGGUGUGAGGAUUGUUGAGGGAAUUAUACUGCAAUCCAGCAAAGAUACCAACGCCACGCCGUCACGGAUCCUGGUGGAUAACGGAGCGGUCUGACGAGUUCAGGGUCGCGUCGUUGCGAGGCGCACUGUGUCUGCAGACCAUCGCAUUUUUCUUUUGAACAAAAAGAAGAAAAGAAAAAGAGAACAGAAGUAUUUUCAGAAAAAAUAGAUAUUGUUGUUUAUUUUUCUAUUUUUAAUUAUUUUGUUUUGAGGUUGAAUAUACUAUUAUCCCCUUUGGAGAGAGGGAGGUACUGAGAGCGAGGUAGAGAUAGGGGGCGGUUAGAUUGCGACGUGGUGAGGGUGAUGGAUCUACGGAGGUGGAUCUGCAGUGAAAUUAAAGCCAAGAAACAAGUGAUUUGGUGAGAGUGCGAGACAGAGAGGGAGAAGUGAACGGUGAGAAAGAGAGGCCGUCGACUCGCGGGCUAGAUAAAGGGGGCUCAUAGACUACGGUUGGGGAGCAUUCUGGGAAGGGUCUGUACUCGCCCUGAUUUCCUCACUUCUACUGCGUCAAUGCCGUAAAACGUCUGCCUUCCAACCAGAAAUUUAACACCAAUCUGGGGAUUCAUAGUUCUGUAGGGGGUGGGGGGUAUGGAGAAAAAAACAAUAGACACACACACUCCCAUAUAUAUAUAUAUAUAUAUAUAUAUAACAGAUCACAGCAAUGAAGCAUUGCCAACUGCUGAGAUCACGUUGACUUGAACUCAGACAAGUGAUGAUUGGUAAUGUACCACAGUGUUGAUCGACCUGCAGCCAAUGUGUAGAUCAAUAUUAGUUCAAAUAAAUAUCUAUAUAUCUAUACAUAUAUAUAUAUAUAUAUAUAUUUGUUUUUUGAGUGAGAAAGAGAAAGAGAAAGAGAGAAAAAGCUGAGCUUGUGUUCAGUGGUCGACAGCGUGAAAAACAAAAAAUUGAGCUCAUCGUGCACAUAUCUGUCUGUGCUGAUCAGGCAGCUAUCUUUACAGUACUGCGGGAAGUACGCGAGUACUGGAGAUUUGAGAGCGCUGUCACAGAUAGCUCGACACGCUCCAAAAGUUUCUUGCAUUUUGUUGCGUCCAAGGAGAUCUUUUGCCUGAGGUCACGUUGAUGAUUGUAGUCUCUCUCGCGUCUCCUGGAUGGUGACCGUAAAAGGUUUUGAAGCGCAACCGAAAUUAAUGACUCAUUGAUCCUUAACCAGGUAGCUAGAAGGGAAGUGCACCAAAAGGUGAGGGGGGGGGGGAUGGCCCUGGCUACUGCCUGUAGGAACCUGAAGGGUCAGCACGCAACCCAGCUAUCAGAAUUUUUGUCUGGAUUUGAGUUUCUUCAUAGGGUGCAAGAUUGGACCAACAGCCCGUGUCGCCCAAUCAGCCAAAAGUUUCGUUGAUGCCGAGCUCAGAGGACCGCAUCGAUCAGAGGACUUCCUGUCCACUAUAAAGAGGCAGCCUGGCAGCAGCUCUAUCAGUCAUUUAGUGCAGUUACACAGACACCUUUCAGAGCUUGGUUGAAGGUUUUAGAGUGCUCUCGGCCAUAAAUCAGCGCAUUCUAGUGAGAUCUGAGCGGAAGCAAAAAGAUGAAAUUCACGAGCUGGGUUCACGUGGCGGUGGCCUUGAUGGGAUGCAUCCUCGCAUUCGGCUCACCGACUUGUCACUGCAGUGGCAGCAACAGCGAGGCCGACAGCCGUCGUGGGUCAAUUUCAGCUAGCGAUCGCAUGUACCUGGAGUCGCUCUCUCUGCAGGGCACGCUCACCUUCGACAACACCACGGCCUCGGCCAAAGAUUGGGGCCAGCUCCGUCGUUUUGUGGCGCCAGCCGGAGUGUUGCAGCCAGCUUCGGUGGAAGAUAUUGCGACAGUUGUGGGCGCUGUGGGGAGGUUGGAGUCUGACCUCACUGUUGCCGCUCGCGGGCUUGGGAGCUCUGUUGGGGGCCAAUCUCAGGCACGCAAUGGAAUUAUCAUCGAGAUGACGACUAUGAAGGGCAUUGCUGUGGUGCCAUUAGGUGACAAGGCCUCACAGGGUGUGCCGUUCGUGGAGGCCAUGGGCGGAGCACUUUGGGUGGACGUGUUGAGAGCGAGUCUAGAGCACGGGGUGGCUCCCCGAUCAUGGACGGACUACCUCUACCUUACUGUCGGAGGCACCUUGUCGAACGCUGGAGUGAGCGGUCAAACUUUCCGCCAUGGGCCCGAAGUUAGCAAUGUCUUGCAGCUGGAAGUUGUCACAGGAAAGGGAUUGGUGGUGGAAUGCACGCCCACGAAGAACUCGGAGCUUUUCUUCGCAGUGUUGGGAGGCUUGGGUCAGUUCGGCAUCAUCACCAAGGCGCGCAUCGUUCUGGAAAAAGCCCCACAAAGGGUGCGCUGGAUGCGAACCCUCUACACAGACUUCGUCACGUUCAAGAAGGACCAGGAACUGCUCAUCAGCUCUGCAACCAGCAAGACCUUCGACUACGUGGAGGGCUUCGUGGUGGUGAACAACGAGAAUGCCAUCAACGGGUGGGGUUCAGUGCCAUUCGUUCACAGUGAGAUCAGUGAGGCCAUGAUCCCCCCUUCAGCCAGCGCUAUCAUGUACUGCUUGGAGGUGAUCAAAGCUUACUCAGCAGCCGAUGUCCAGACAUUGGAUGAGGAGAUAGAGAGCAUGUUAGCUCCAUUGAACUUCCACCGCGAGCUGCUGUUCAAAACCGACACGACCUACUUCAAGUUUCUGGACCGCGUGCAUGAAUUGGAGCUACAGUUGAGAUCUAGAGGUCUAUGGGAAAUUCCUCACCCGUGGCUGAACAUUUUCGUGCCCGCAUCGGUGAUUGAUCGAUUCGACAUGCUGGUGUUCAAGCACCUUGUCACGCACGAGUUCAAUGGCCCUAUCCUAGUCUACCCCGUAAAUAAAUCCAAGUGGGACAAGAGGCUCUCAGUGGCAGUUCCUGAGGGCCAAGAGGAAAUCUUUUACAUUGUGGCCUUCCUGCGCAACAAGCUACCCGACGCGGCUGGCGGCCCUUCUUUGUCCACCAUGCUGGAGGACAACGAGAAGAUCCUGCGCAUCUGUGAGCCUCUGCAAUGCAAGCAGUAUUUGCCCCACUACCAGGACCGCAGCCGGUGGAAGCGUCACUUCGGCUCCAAGUGGGAAACCUUUGUGCAGAACAAGCAAUUGUUUGAUCCCACCGCCAUUCUCUCCCCCGGCUUGAACAUCUUCUCCCGUCGCCGCAGCAGUAGCAGCCUUGGCAGCAAAUUCUCCCUUGCAAAUUUCACUCCUAGUCAAGCCCAUGCUGAGUAAUCGAGGCCAACAGCAACUUAAUUCGAGAAAUUGAUUAGGUCUUUUUUGGACUCUGCUUAGGAGCUAUCACCCCAUUAUCCGACAACCAUCUGGUCGGAGCGAGUGGUUUAUCCUUCUGUAUGGACUUUUAGUAAGCAAGUGAUGCAAAUAGGAAGAAGUUCAUGACCAGUUGCAGUGCUACAGGUAGUCGGGAGAGAGAGAACGCUCAAGGUGAAUUGGUUGGGUGUACAUAUUCAACGGUAUAUUUUUCGGAGUUCCACCAAUUUCUAGCUGAAGGAAUUGCAGCACCCGGUGAGUUGAGGGAAGGAGAAAUCAAUUCUGAAGGAAGCCGAUCCUGCCCUGUUGGUUAGCAUCACCUGUGAGCAUGAUAUUUGAAGGUGUGAUGACAUUAUAUAUUUUAUCAGAACUUAGGUUAAACAGAACAUGUUAGCCGACGAUCCCCAAGGACUGGUCUGAGUGGGGGGUUCAGUGGUUGUAAAGACACAAAUUGGUGGCUUUAUUCCUUUCAACAGUCAAUUCAAGGACUUUGUGUUGAGGGAAUUUUCCUAUUCAAUUUCACUUGCUUACCUAAUAGCUGAUAUAUUCUUCUCCUCUCA